Messenger RNA from Penicillium oxalicum, 2112 nucleotides. Its product is annotated as putative acyl-CoA synthetase. The record is from RefSeq and is a predicted model, not a curated record. NCBI's taxonomy places the organism in Eukaryota, Fungi, Ascomycota, Eurotiomycetes, Eurotiales, Aspergillaceae. The transcript is spliced from 4 exons. Bases 1 to 2112 code for a protein of 703 amino acids.
AUGUCACCACAUCCUCAGCAGGUUGCCCACGCAGCUUCCCUUUCCGAUCCAGAGUCCUUCUGGAUCGAGCACGCACAACGACUUCACUGGCAUAAGCCUCCAUCACGCGCCUUGACGCGGCGCACCAAGAAACUCCCUAGUGGAGUGCAGCAUGAGCAUUGGUCGUGGUUCCCGGAUGGAGAAAUCUCCACGACCUACAACUGUGUGGAUCGCCAUGUGCUGGCUGGUCGGGGCGAGGAUAUUGCGAUCGUUUGGGAGUCUCCGGUCACGGGGAUGGUGGAGCGGUAUUCGUAUGCUCGAUUGUUGGACGAAGUAGAAGUGUUGGCGGGCGUGUUGAGGGAGGAAGGGGUGAAGAAGGGUGAUGUGGUGAUUAUUUACAGUAUGUUGCCCUCCCCGGACUCUCCCUCUUGGAUGAUUCCCUCUUUCCCCUUUGGCACCGGGGGAGGCAAUGCAUCGGUAGCGCCAGCGAUGUGGUCGGCGCAAGAGACACACGGGAUAGAAAUCCGUCCUGUUGUCCCCCGCAAUGUCCAAAUCUCGCUGGCGCAGCGGAUUGAGGCCGCCCGGCCCCGGGCAAUCAUGACCGCUUCUUGCGGAAUCGAGGGGUCCAAGGGACCCAUUGAUUAUCGACCCUUGGUGGAAGGGGCGGUGCAGGCGAGUCGCUUCAAGCCGGAGAAAGUGAUUGUCUGGCAGCGAGAUCAGCUCCGGUGGAACAAUCCGGAUAAGUUGGGUGGACAGCGAAAUUGGCAGCGUCUGGUGAAGAGUGCGAGGAUGAGGGGAGUGCGAGCCGGCGCGGUUCCGGUGAAAAGCACGGAUGGGUUAUACGUGAUUUAUACCAGUGGAACGACGGGCCUACCCAAGGGUGUUCUCCGUGAAGCAGGCGGCCACGCCGUCGGUCUGGACCUUUCGAUCCGAAUGUUAUUCAAUGUCAACGGUCCCGGGGAUGUCAUGUUUUGUGCCUCGGACAUUGGAUGGGUCGUGGGACACUCAUACAUUCUAUACGCACCUUUACUGGUCGGUGCAACGACGACCGUGAUGUUCGAGGGCAAACCGGUCGGAACUCCGGACGCCGGAACUUUUUGGCGCGUCAUUGAAAAGCACAACGACGACCCUGGUGACCGUCUCUUCAAAGAGGUCGGCAAGCGAGGAGGUCUCAAGUCCCUCCGUGGUCUGUUCCUCGCCGGCGAACGGAGCGAGCCCAGUAUCGUGCGGGCAUAUCAAGACCUUCUCACUGCGCACGCCGCUCCCGGUGCCACCGUCAUAGACAACUGGUGGUCGUCCGAGUCUGGGUCUCCCAUCACCGGUCUGGCGCUGAACGGAGAUGGACGGGCCGCAGCUGCAUCCGCAGUGCCGAAAUCUCCCGCCAAGCCACUCCCCAUUCGACCAGGUUCAGCCGGCCUUCCUAUGCCUGGGUUCGAUGUCCGCAUCGUCGAUGAUGCUGGAACCGAGGUGCCCGCCGGUACGAUGGGCAAUAUUGUGAUGGCGACCCCUCUCGCGCCCACCGCAUUUACCAAUCUCUUCGAAGACGACGAGCGCUUCUAUCGCGGAUACCUGAAACGGUUUGACGGUCGCUGGGUCGAUACCGGUGAUGCAGGUAUGAUCGACGAAGACGGCUAUGUGCACAUCAUGUCUCGGAGUGAUGAUAUUAUCAACGUGGCCGCACAUCGAUUCAGUACGGGCGCGAUCGAACAAGCCAUCCUCUCACAUCCGGCCAUUAGCGAAGCCAGUGUGGUGGGGAUCCCCGAUGCCCUCAAGGGUCAUUUACCAUUCGCGUUUAUCCAUUUACGAUCCAGCGUCGGGGCGGAACUGCCGGCGACGGUGCCCGAGACGCUAUUCCGGGAGGUCAAUACGCUGGUGCGCGAACAGAUUGGUGCCAUCGCCUCGUUGGGUGGAAUGAUCCAGGGAAGAGGGAUGAUUCCCAAGACGAGGAGUGGGAAGACCCUGCGACGUGUUUUGAGGUCGUUGGUCGAGAAUGGGGUCGAGGGCAAGUUUGACGAAGUUGUGAAUGUUCCACCGACGGUGGAGGAUAUAAGUGUGGUCGAGGUUGCUAGGGCCCGAGUGAAGGAUUACUUUAUGGAGAAGGGAGUGAGUAGUGGUAUUAGAGCCAAGUUGUGA